AUGGCAUGCACUGUCCCAACAUGUCAAGCCAUUUUCCAUGGAAAAUGUCUAAACGCAGACGAGAGUGAGUUUGAAGCACUGAGGGCAUUACGAAAAAAUUGGGAAUGCCCGAAAUGUGAAAAGGCACGGAAAAAUAUCCAACCGACAGACAAGUGUCUCAGCCCGCCAAGAUCGGCGCCACAACAACAAACUGUCGACAGCACGUCACAACUGUUACUUGCUGCCAUUAAAAAUUUAACAGAAGAGGUCAAGGGAUUAAAAUUCUCCCUCGAUGCCAAUGCUAACGAGAGCGGUGAAAUCGAUGAAGAAGUACAGGGGGAGGCCGAAGUGGCCCAGACGGCUGUACUAUAUGAAGGAGUAGAGGAUAAACGGUCUUUAUUGGCUGCCUUGAGUCCGAAUCCACUAAGGCCGCCUCAAUGUAGGACACCAGGAUUGUGA
This is a messenger RNA of Nezara viridula (southern green stink bug), 438 nucleotides long. NCBI's taxonomy places the organism in Eukaryota, Metazoa, Arthropoda, Insecta, Hemiptera, Pentatomidae. The record is from the annotation of a GenBank genome assembly.